This is a messenger RNA of Saccostrea cuccullata (small rock oyster), 1489 nucleotides long. RefSeq lists its product as uncharacterized. Lineage: Eukaryota; Metazoa; Mollusca; Bivalvia; Ostreida; Ostreidae. The transcript has 8 exons. The record is from RefSeq and is a predicted model, not a curated record. The annotation marks the transcript as partial.
CAAUUAUCAUAUUCAGUCUUGAUGCUGUGUGACAAAGACUCCAUUGAAUCUAUUCAGCAGUACAUCAUCAAGCUGACGGAAUUUCUCUCUCUGUAUACAUGGAUUGUUGACGCCUAUGUAUCGGAUUACUUCACCAAGCAUCACUGGGAUAACCUCCCCUCAGUGUGGACAGAGUCCCUUCUUAACACAGAACCUACAGAACUGGUGUGGCUGUUAACAGAGGAAAGUCAGGUAUCCAGGGUGUGGCCUCUCUCACUUCUUGCCUUCAGACAGUGCACACGUACUUACUCACUAGCAAGGUCACAACAAGAGGUCAAAGUACAGGACCUGUCAAAACUUUCCUCACAAAGAUAUGUACAGGAUCAGGAAACCAGCUCAGUUGCUCAACGAGUCUCAAAUCCAGACACAAAAUACUAUGAGUAUCUCAGAAAGCAUGUAAAACCAAAGAAACUUCAUGAAAUCAAAAGUCUUGGAAAGGAACUUAAAAUUGUGGUUGACAAUGAUGAGACAACUUAUGCCCCACCUCUGUGCCUAAUUAUUACUUUAUUUUUCCCUAGAGAUGCUCACAGACAGAUCUCAAAGGGUAAAGGUCACACUGAGACUGAAAGUGAGACUGAUCUUCCUUGUCAUGUGACCUGUUACAUCACAGCAGACACAACACAGGGGAAGUUCCUAGACAUUAUACAGGAGUCCUUCAACAGGUCUAAGGUUGGCAGCUAUUGUAAAGCGGAAGGUGACGAAGGGUUUACAAGAGAGACUACACAACAUGGACUUACUAGUGGUUCAAAGAUAGACGUGAUACAAUCUGCAUCAUUAGAUGACCAAAAACAUUUUAAAAGUUGUGGUAGGGAAUCUAAUAAAAAACCCAAACUGACAAGCACUGAUAUUAAAUGUGAUAAUCAAGAGAAAGAUUUGACUUCUCCUGAAAGUGUUCAGAGUAAAAGUAAUUCUUGUGGGCAUAUUCCAAGCAGCAGUCAAUUGUUUUUUUCAAACAAUUUCUGUGAUAACUGUAAAAAAUAUUCAUCUUCUAAAGAGAUUAGCAUAUGUGAUAGUGAUAUAAAGACACAAAUGGAGACUGGAGAAAAUUCUGGAUUUAUGUGUGAUAGUAAAUCUGCUGAAUGCACUGAUAGCCUAGACAUGCCAGGAUCAGAUGAUCAGAUAUACCAGACUGAGGAAGGUGAUUCUUUAAAUGGAGAACUCCAUGGGAAGACCCCUCCAGCUAGACAGCAGUUUCUCCUGACUGGACUGCAUGCCUGCGGAGAUCUAACUCCCACAAUGCUCAGAGUGUUCACUUCCUGUCCAGACAUAGUGGGACUGGCGUCUGUCGGCUGCUGUUAUAUGAAAUUGUCUACUUCACUGAACAGUAAAUCAGACCAUGUGGGGUACCCCAUGAGUGAUUUUGUAACCAGGUUACCACACUCGGUUCUUAGUUAUGAAGCCCGAGAGAUGGCCUGUCAUUUUGCAGAUUCCUACAUCCAAAGAUUGAAAG